UCGGGCUCGAGUGGCCAGUUCUGGGGGCUGAGGGAGGGCAGGGGAGGGGCGCAGGCAAUGGUGCCGGCGCGGCGUUACCUGAGCGGUGCCUGCGGGCGGGCCCGCGGGGGUUUCCCCGGGGGCUUCUCUGCGGCGUGCCGGCCGGCGCAGGGGAGGCCCUGGCAGCUGUGCCAGGGUGGCCGUAGAGCCAGCACCCGUUCAUUUGAUGUAGUCAUUAUUGGUGGCGGAAUUGUGGGCCUCGCCUCUGCCAGAGCACUCAUCCUGCGACAUCCAGCACUUUCCAUUGGUGUUCUGGAAAAGGAGAAAGAUUUAGCUGUUCACCAGACUGGACAUAACAGUGGUGUCAUACAUAGUGGAAUUUAUUAUAAACCUGAAUCUCUGAAAGCUAAAUUGUGUGUACAAGGUGCAGCCCUCAUCUAUGAGUAUUGUAACCAAAAGGGAAUUUCCUACAAACAAUGUGGCAAGCUUAUAGUAGCUGUUGAACAAGAAGAAAUUCCCAGACUUCAAGCCCUAUAUGAGAGAGGCCUGCAGAAUGGUGUGCAGGGCCUGAGGCUAAUCCAACAGGAGGAUAUAAAGAAGAAGGAGCCAUAUUGUAGGGGUCUAAUGGCUAUUGAUUGCCCAUACACCGGCAUUGUGGACUAUCGGCAGGUGGCUUUGUCAUUUGCCCAGGAUUUCCAAGAAGCAGGUGGCUUUGUCUUAACCAAUUUUGAAGUAAAAUGUAUUGAAAUGGCUAAAGAAAGUCCAUCAGGAAGUAAAGAUGGGACGAAAUAUCCAAUCGUUAUAAGGAAUACAAAGGGAGAGGAGGUUCAGUGUCAGUAUGUUGUGACAUGUGCAGGACUUUACUCGGACCGUAUUUCAGAGUUGAGUGGCUGUAAUCCUGAUCCUCGAAUUGUACCAUUCCGGGGAGAUUACCUGCUCUUGAAGCCAGAAAAAUGCUAUCUUGUAAAAGGAAAUAUUUAUCCGGUCCCAGAUAGCCGGUUUCCUUUCCUAGGGGUUCACUUCACACCGAGGAUGGACGGCAGUAUUUGGCUAGGGCCUAAUGCGGUUCUUGCCUUUAAACGAGAGGGCUACAAACCCUUUGACUUCAGUGCCAGAGAUGUUAUGGAUGUAAUUAUCAAGAGUGGCUUGAUUAAAUUGGUGUUCCAGAAUUUUUCCUAUGGAGUUAACGAAAUGUAUAAAGCCUGUUUUCUCAGUGCAACAGUGAAGCACCUUCAAAAGUUUAUCCCUGAAAUUACUGUCAGUGAUAUACUGAGAGGUCCAGCUGGAGUAAGAGCCCAAGCCCUGGAUAGGGAUGGAAAUCUGGUAGAAGAUUUUGUAUUUGAUGGAGGAGUUGGGGAUAUUGGAAAUCGCAUUCUUCAUGUGAGAAAUGCACCUUCCCCUGCUGCUACUUCUUCUCUUGCAAUUUCUGUUAUGAUUGCAGAUGAAGUACAACAAAGAUUUAAGUUGUAAAUAAUGUAAAGAGCUAGGUAUGCAUUUUAAUUUCCACAUUCAGCAACAAGAAUAUACUAAUUGCAUCCU
Odobenus rosmarus divergens (Pacific walrus) is the source of this 1518-nucleotide messenger RNA. RefSeq names its product L-2-hydroxyglutarate dehydrogenase (gene L2HGDH). The record is from RefSeq and is a predicted model, not a curated record. The coding region runs from base 58 to 1449 and encodes 463 amino acids. Gene Ontology annotation, molecular function: (S)-2-hydroxy-acid oxidase activity; (S)-2-hydroxyglutarate dehydrogenase activity. The transcript is spliced from 10 exons. NCBI's taxonomy places the organism in Eukaryota, Metazoa, Chordata, Mammalia, Carnivora, Odobenidae.